CUGUGUAGUAGCAAUCCUGCGUACCAAAGUUCCCCCCACCAACCCCGAACCUCGAUCUACUGUCUGUCUUCCUUGAUCAUUUGAUUAUCCAUAUAGACCCUUUGUUCAUUUACUUUCCAGCGUUCCAGUAAUCCUGCACCCGUCUUCGCCGCUAUGGCAUCCCCCAGUCCCGAGGGUGCCCUGAGCAACUUCCCUCAGGAUCCUUCCGAAUUCGACAGCGACCCGCGCAUUUCCUUCUCGAAACUAGACGACAAAUUCAUUUUGGAAACAGAAGAUGGCCAGGAGUUUGAAUACGAUACGGCUUUGAAGCGAUGGAUUCCGACGGUAGAUGAACAACUGCUCCGACAACAACAAGAAGCCUAUAAAGUUCAGGGCGUAGAUGACAAUGACGAAGUCACGGCAUCGCAACUCAAGAAGAAACGCAAGCAGCAAGCGACAAAAGAUGAGGGGAAUGGCCAAAAAUCGAAGAAACCGCGUGUUAACACAGCGGUCUAUGUCACGUCCAUUCCUCUUGACGCUGACUUCGAAGAAAUCAGAUAUGUCUUUUCUAAGUGUGGCGUCAUCGCCGAGGAAAUUGACAGCGGCCGCCCACGGAUUAAGAUGUACAUGGACGACGAUGGAAAAUUCAAGGGUGAAGCUCUCGUCGUGUUCUUUCGCCCAGAAUCUGUCAACCUUGCAAUCCAGAUGCUGGAUGACUCGGAUUUCAGAUUAGGUGUAACAGGGCCGCAGGGGCCUAUGCGGGUCCAACCUGCAGAUUUCUCUUACAAAAGCCAACAAGAGGCACCGGCCAAGACCAGCGCGAAGGAUAAGAGAAAGAUCAUUCAAAGAACCCAGAGAUUAAAUAACAAACUUGCCGAUUGGGAUGAUGACGAACCAUCUGCUUUACCAGAGACCAACUCUAAGUUUGAAAAAGUUGUCAUCUUGAAGCAUAUGUUCACUCUGAAAGAACUUGAUGAUGACCCAGCAGCCAUCCUUGACAUCAAGGAGGACAUACGUGAUGAGUGUUCCAACCUGGGAGAAGUGACGAACGUAGUCCUUUACGAUAAGGAAACCGAUGGAGUGGUUAGUGUCAAGUUCCAAGAUCCAGAAGCUGCAAGAAACUGUGUAAAGCUUAUGGACGGCCGGUUUUUCGCCGGUACCCGCGUUGAGGCUUACAUUUCCGAUGGUAGCGAGCGAUUUAAGAAGACUAACGAGAAACGAGCGGCUCUUGAGGACUUGGCGGAGAAGGGACUUGAUGCCGAUGAGGAUGAGGAAGAGAGGCAGCGAUUGGAUGAAUUUGGCACUUGGCUCGAGAGCUCUCAUACUGUGGAGAACACGGCCAAAUGAGGGACUCGGGCGAUCUUGUGGCAGUUGUGCUAUGUCACCUCUAGCUUAAGGAACCUACUCCAGAACUGUGUGCGAACCGUUGAGGAUCUCCACCAGUACUGAGCUGCGGAGUUCAUUUCCAGAAAGCUUCGUGUAUUAUACCUACUCUGGGAUAUGUAGAAUUGUAUUUAAUUCGCGAUCGAUCCAUAUGUUGUUGGUGGUGUCUGGCA
Molecule: messenger RNA, 1535 nt
Organism: Aspergillus pseudotamarii
Lineage: Eukaryota; Fungi; Ascomycota; Eurotiomycetes; Eurotiales; Aspergillaceae
Product: U2 snRNP complex subunit CUS2
Exons: 6
Coding region: 154-1326 (390 amino acids)
Biological process (GO): mRNA splicing, via spliceosome
Cellular component (GO): U2-type spliceosomal complex; U2 snRNP
Molecular function (GO): RNA binding
Source: RefSeq, a predicted model, not a curated record